CCGGCAUGCCACCUACUGUCCGACCUAUCUACCCCACAUUAGUUUCAUCUCUGCAAUUUUUUUCUUAUCUUUUAAGUCGGUCCUGGUGCGUGCUACUCAAGUAUACGGGAAAUUUCGUGUUUUAUGACUAAUUAAGGUAACUUAAGUCGUUGAACCCAUCCAUCCACAGAAAGCACCACCGACAUGUCCAAACCCAGUACCAAGCAGCGACCAUCGAUAGUAGCCAGAAUGAGUAAGCAAGAAGAAAUCCAAGCGGAAGCAGACAGCCACUUUCACAUGAGAAAAACCAAACUUACCAAAUGGCAGACAGUUAAACUGUUCAUUUGGAAUCCGGAAACUAAGCAGUUUAUGGGCAGAACCGGUUUAAGCUGGUCAAAAAUUGGCCUUUUCUACCUCAUAUUCUAUGGAAUGCUAGCUGCUCUAGUAGCCAUCUGCAUGUGGGCUUUCCUGCACACUUUAGACCCCAGAAUUCCAAAAUGGCAACUAGAAAAAUCCAUCAUUGGGACGAAUCCUGGAUUGGGUUUCCGACCGAUGCCUAACAGUAACCUGGAAAGCACCUUGAUCUGGUUUAAGGGAUCCAACAAGACCAACUAUCAACCAUGGGUGGACAAUCUUAAUCAAUUUUUAGAUAGAUAUUAUACACCAACAAAAAUUGCCAAGGGCAGUGGAACCGUAAAACCUUGCACUCAUUCUGAUUUCCCUCGUAAUGAUGAGGUUUGUGAAGUUGAAAUUCGUGACUGGAAAGAAUGUACUAAAGAUCAUCUUUAUGAUUAUCAUAGGAGUUCUCCUUGCAUCUUUUUAAAACUGAACAAAAUCUAUGGGUGGCAGCCACAAUACUACAUGACUGAUGAAGAGAUUCCUAAAGAGAUGCCUAAGGCUUUACAGGAACAUAUCAAAAGUUUUAAAGGGCCGACACUUAACAUGAGGAAAACUGUUUGGGUAUCAUGCGAAGGAGAGACUCCAGCGGAUAAAGAAUACAUCGGGAGUGUCACUUAUUACCCCAAGCAAGUUCAGGGAUUCCCCGGAUACUUUUUCCCAUAUUUGAAUAGGGAAGGGUAUUUAAGCCCUUUGGUGGCUGUUAGGUUCGAAAGACCUGUUGCUGGCAUAGUAAUCAACGUGGAGUGCAGAGCGUGGGCCAAAAACAUCAAAUAUAGCAGAUCGGAACGAUCGGGAUCUGUACAUUUUGAAUUGCUCAUUGACUAAACUAUAUUUUUGCAGGCAGGAGUAACUUCUUCAAUUUUCUUUUUAAAGCCACCCUGUCAUUGCUUGGUUUCACAUAUUAUAACCUAUAUAAGAUAAAACAGUCAAAUACUGCCCGAAUGUGUCUUCGUUAAAUACACUUUUAUACAAAUAUUCAUCAUGCUGUUACUAGUAUUUUAUAGGGACUAAUAAAUUUACGAAGCAACAAAACUUGUAAUCUAAGAUACAUUGUCAUUGUUUUAUGAGGUGUACAGGGUGUUCGAGUUAAGCAGUUCAAGGGGUAAUUUCAAGCAAUAUCGAUAUUUCAGGGAUUUAACUUUAUUAAAAAAAAUCCGUAAAUUGUAUCGAAUAUAACUGUACACUUUUUUUAAUUUCUGUUAAUUUUGUGACCAGCAAGCUAUUUUUUAUUUAAUUAUGUUAUUCUGUGAUUUUUGUGUAUUAUUAUUAUUUUAGUUAUAAGUAAGUUUAAACCUUUUAAAUGGCUAACUAAUAAAUUUAUUUCUAUAAUUCAAUGACAAUAUUGUAAGCACCACAAUCUUUUUAAUGCGUUGUGACAUUUAUUUAUAAAUUUACCGUAAGAAAUCAUUAUUGUAGCUCUUUGUAAUGCGUUUAGUAGCUGUAAAUCUGUAGAGUAUGUAAUUUUAAAUCUCUUAUUAUGUAAGAAUUACAAAUCUGUUGUAGUUUUUUGGCUUAGGCAUUUAGUCGUGUAUUUCCUUUAUAUAUAUCGACAAUUAAAUGAUAUUAUCAACAA
Messenger RNA from Anthonomus grandis grandis, 1951 nucleotides. Its product is annotated as sodium/potassium-transporting ATPase subunit beta-2. Gene Ontology annotation, cellular component: sodium:potassium-exchanging ATPase complex. The coding region runs from base 184 to 1203 and encodes 339 amino acids. Gene Ontology annotation, molecular function: ATPase activator activity. The record is from RefSeq and is a predicted model, not a curated record. Gene Ontology annotation, biological process: sodium ion export across plasma membrane; intracellular potassium ion homeostasis; potassium ion import across plasma membrane. NCBI's taxonomy places the organism in Eukaryota, Metazoa, Arthropoda, Insecta, Coleoptera, Curculionidae. The transcript has 7 exons.